UUGUAGUUAUCAAUCCAGAUAAAAAGGGCAAUUAUACCGGAUCAUUUCAGAUACGAAGGUUUUAAAAACUGUGGCUGAAGGUAGUAAAAGCCAAGAUGAAAGUUUUUCUCUAUAUUGCAACGGUGACUUUGGCAAUACAUAAAGUUGAAGGCCUAACAUGUUUACAGUGCAAAGGUAUUCCUAAGCCUCGGAUAUGCAACAAGGUUGUAGACUGCUAUGCUGGUGAGUCAUGUAGUGUAGAACAAGUGCUGAAUGAGUUUGGUGAAACUGUCUACAACCUAGGUUGUCUGCAAAAUACGGUUUGUAACAAUUUCACCAGAAGUAUAAAUGGACAUGGAGUUACAUGUUCUGAAUGCUGCAAAACUAAAGAUCUUUGUAAUUCCAAUGGCUGUAGUCAACAAGGUUACCCAGAGCAUAGGGGACCUAUAUGCUAUAACUGUCCUUUACAUACCGACAGUGGGAAGUGUCAUAAUAUUGAAUUCUGCUCUACAGGAGAAGUGUGUAAUAUUGUUGGAAAGAAUAUGUUCUCAGAGACUGUGUAUACCAGUAGCUGUAUAUCUAAACACGCUUGUAAACCGAUGGAAGGUAACCACGUGGCUAUCAUUGGAAAACGUGACGUCAGUAUGGACAAAAGAAGUCACGAGCAACACAUAUGCGAUUCUUGUUGUUCAGAAGAUCUGUGCAAUAAAAAUUGCACGACAGCCCAGCUGCUUAUAGAUCCAUGUCAGUCAAAUCCUUGUAACCAUGGUACUUGCAAAUCUGACGGUCAUAACUUCAGAUGUGAAUGUGCUGCAGGCUUCACCGGAAGUAUAUGCGACAAAGACAUCGAUGAAUGUGUAUCAAAUCCAUGUGUACAUGGAACGUGUAUUGACCGAGUAAAUGGUUACGUUUGUGUCUGUAACCAAGGAUACAAUGGAAGCAAUUGUCAACACGACAUAGAUGAAUGUUUAUCAAAUCCAUGUGUACAUGGAACGUGUAUUGACCGAGUAAAUGGUUACGUUUGUGUCUGUAACCAAGGAUACAAUGGAAGCAAUUGUCAACACGAUAUAGAUGAAUGUUUAUCCAAUCCAUGUAUACAUGGAACAUGUAGUGACCGAGUUAAUGGUUAUGUUUGUACCUGUAAUCAAGGUUACAAUGGAAGCAACUGUCAACACGACAUAGAUGAAUGUUUAUCAAAUCCAUGUAUACAUGGCACAUGUAGUGAUCGAGUGAAUGGUUAUGUUUGUGCCUGUACUCAAGGGUACACCGGAAACAAUUGCCAGUAUAACCAUACAGAUUGUGCUACUAUACUGCGACAUGGGGAUAAUAAGGGCGACGGAAUUUAUACAAUAAGUACAUGGAAAACUCAUAAAAUUAUGGAUGUCUAUUGUGACAUGACUACAGAUGGUGGCGGUUGGACGGUUUUUCAGUACAGAUUUAACGGUUCAGUAGAUUUCUACAGGAACUUCUCUCAAUAUGAAAAUGGUUUUGGAAAUUUACACAGUGAGUUCUGGCUUGGUAAGUUUUCAUAA
This is a messenger RNA of Ruditapes philippinarum (Manila clam), 1511 nucleotides long. Its product is annotated as fibropellin-1-like. Gene Ontology annotation, molecular function: calcium ion binding. The coding region runs from base 96 to 1511 and encodes 471 amino acids. Lineage: Eukaryota; Metazoa; Mollusca; Bivalvia; Venerida; Veneridae. The transcript has 15 exons. The record is from RefSeq and is a predicted model, not a curated record.